AUGUCAGGUUAUAGUUUUCCGAUGCCCCCCGGUCUCGAACCUCAGUCCCCCGGCGAGGCUCACAUCAAGAGACCGAUGAACGCAUUCAUGGUAUGGUCGCGUAUUCAGCGGAGGAAGAUUGCUUUGGACAACCCUAAAAUGCACAAUUCUGAGAUAUCGAAGAGAUUAGGAGCCGAAUGGAAGUUAUUGACGGAGGCAGAGAAGAGGCCGUUCAUCGACGAAGCCAAGAGGUUGAGGGCCAUGCACAUGAAGGAGCACCCGGACUACAAGUACAGACCUCGGAGGAAGCCCAAGGCACCAGGACAGCAUCCACAGAUGAAACCCGCGGGCCCCGGAAGCGGAGGCGGCCCCUUUGCUAGCUUCCCACUUGGACCAUACUUCGCUGGCUCUCAACACCACCAUCCUCUGGAAGGUCUGGGUGCUGCGUACUCACCGCUGCCGCCCUACUUCGGAUCUGCCUUCGACGCCGUCAACUUUAACAAACUGGUCCAAAACGGCAGCCAUCAAGACUCCAACAAGGCCGCUGCAGUCGUGAGUUCGUUCUAUUCCUCUCUCUAUCCUGGGCAAAAGUCUUUCGGACCACCGCCUCCACCUCUUUCAGCCUUGUUCCAGCCUCCUCCUCAUUUCCUCUUUGGGGGUGGACAAUCCCCGGGCUCUAGCCCUACAGAACAAGCUAUCACGCCGACUUCAGUCGCGUCAGGACCGCCACCGCUCGACAUGGAUGGUCUCCGAAGGCCCAUGCCAUUAAUAUACUAAAUAGUGUGUGCGUGUAUGUGAUCUGUGCCGUUGUGAUCUCGUUCCCAAGGUAAGACAGAGUUUUUUUCAAGUGGAUCAUCUAGUCAUUAUAAUACUGUAGCUGUCAAGGGGUGGAGCACUCCCAGAAGCGGCUGGUGUCAGGUCUUUCAUAACUUUAAAAAUAUGUAAGUCUGUUAAUUCCCUAUAGUUGAUUUUUUAUCGUUUUCUUAAUUUGUUUUAAAAUCUUAAUUCUGGUGUAGAUUAUAAAAAUUUGAAGAUAGUGAUUUGUCGGUUAUUAUGAAUAACCUGUCAACAUAGAUAUAUUUGUAGCAAUGUUCACCCAAUUCUUACAUAGUCUUCUAUAUGAAUCCUCAUGUUGAGUAAAGUUAAUAAUUUAUCGCUGUAAAUACAUAUAGAGUAUGUCUAAAAAGUAACAAACAUCUAUAAUUGAACAAUGUUUUUAAGAUGUAAAUAGUUGUAAAAAUGUUCGCUUCUGACAGCCGUGGGACCAAGCGACCAUGCUCCCUGACCUACCGACCCACUUGUCAUUAUUAGGCCUCACAAAUUGAAGACCUCUAAAUAAUAGUCUUGAAGAAAUAAAUAUUUAAUCAUUAGGCUCUAAUCAUUCAUUUGGCUUAUUGAGAACAUAUAAAUUAUAUUAACUAUUAAGUGUACUUUCGAUUUGUAAUGUCCUGUAUAAGAAAUGUUAUUUCUUAACGUGAAUGUAACGAGACAAACUAUUCUCUUAUAUAAAGGCUUUUAAUGUUGUACUUAGUGUAGUUAUGUAUGCUUAUAUGUAUCUCUAAAAGACAAAAAUAAGUGAAUUAUUAAUUGAAGUACAAUUUGAAAGAUCGAAAUACUUUCAUUUUAUUUGUUGUUUUAUUAUGAUAUUUUUUUGUUCCUGUAUUAUUUUUAUUGUCUAUAUUGUUGGAAAGUUAUACUGUAUAUAUGUAUGCAUAAG
Messenger RNA from Nezara viridula (southern green stink bug), 1696 nucleotides. The record is from the annotation of a GenBank genome assembly. NCBI's taxonomy places the organism in Eukaryota, Metazoa, Arthropoda, Insecta, Hemiptera, Pentatomidae.